AGGUGACAUACACGUUUCGAGCAUUUAAUCUUUAUAUUUUUCAAUUUAAAAUGAGAAAAAAGCAUUCAAAAAUGUGCUUCGGUGUAAAUAAAAAAGCUGGUGCCGUACGAAAGAGCAAUCACUUUGCCAAAAACAAUAAUUUUAUGCAGAGAAGCAGGACCAUGGAAAAAAAAAAUAGAACAGAAAUUAGUUUUCGGAAUGAAUUCAAUCAACUUCAAAUUGAUGUGGCUGAUCCUCCAUCAUUAAAUAAUGAAGAGACUGGAUUUUACGAACAGCUUGUGAAUGGCUACCAUGGAACCAAUUCAGCUAUAUCAGUAAAUGAACUCGACAAGUGUUUUCCAAUGCCUCGAGAAAAUAAAACUCGUAAUGAUAGUGAAGAUGUUAAGUAUGGUGAUCUUGAGCAGAAACCAUUUAAUACGUUUGCCAAACGUUUUAAUUACGAAAUUACGGCAGAUGAUAUUCCAAUAUUGACUGCAAGAAAAACAAAAACAAUAAAAUGUAAAUGGGCGGCACUUGGAAAUUUUAAAGUUGAAGUACCGGACAUCAACGCCAAUAAGAUAUUGAAGAGCGAGUAUAAGCCACGAAAAAAAAUUUCUUGUGCUGAGGAAUUUCAGAGUAUGGAAGUUAAAAGAUCUAUGUGUACAAAUGUCUCUUAUCCCUUAACCCAACUUCAAACGGAACUUUUUCAAAUCGUAAAUAAUUACCUGGAUUUAUAUUAUCCGCAACGAAUUCAUGAUAAUGCAGAAUCAAUACGCUACGUAUACUGCCUUCAUGCCUUGAAUCACAUGUUAAAGAGUAGAUCACUUAUUUUACGAAACAACGAGAAGGUAAAUGGACUUUCGAAAUCCACGAAACGUAAUCCAAAGGAUAUGGCAAUACCAGAUAGUUUUAGGGAUCAAGGUCUUUCACGCAUGAAGAUUCUUAUCGUUUUACCGUUUCGAGACUCAGUCUUAAAAACGGUAAACAUUAUGGCAAAGCUAUUGGAUGAAAGUAGUAAAGGCAAAUAUCACCAGAUAGCGAAGUAUGAACGAUUUUUGGCGGAUUUUUCUGGCAAUACUGUGUAUCUUCCGAAAACCAAUCCAAAGCCACAUGACUAUGAACAGACCUUCAGUGGCAACACAGACGAUAAUUUUAAAAUUGGCAUUCGACUGGCGAAAAAAACAUUAUCUCUAUAUACCGAUAUUAAUAAUUCGGAUAUACUGAUUGCAUCACCUCUGGCAUUGCGCAUGAUAAUUAAUGAUAAGGAUCAAAGCUUUGACUUUCUAAACUCAAUCGAGUUGCUUAUCAUUGACCAAGCAGAACUCUUUCUGGCACAAAAUUGGGAAAAUCUUAUAUACACACUGGAUCAUCUACAUCUACAACCACAAAGCUUGCCAGAUAUUGACUGUCAGCGGAUACGAGCCAGCUGCCUUAGCGGUACCUCGCGAUUCUAUCGACAAACAUUGUUUUUCUCUUCGCAUGAACUGCCCGAAUUUCGUGGACUGUUCAACAACAAGUGUGAUAACUACCAAGGCAAAGCUCGAAUUGCAAAUCAUAUCGAACACGGCGAUAUACGCAAUGUACUCACGCCAAUUCAGCAAAUUUUCCAACGCAUCGAUUGUUCAAGCGCUGAAUCUGCUUUCGAUGAUCGCUUUCAGUACUUUGUGCGAAAUAUUGUACCACAAUUUAGUAAAUCUAUAUAUUCGCAUUGCUUGCUUUAUGUGCCGAGCUACUUUGAUUAUAUACGCUUACGAAAUCAUUUCAAAAGCGAAAUGGUCAAUUUUGUUCAAAUUAGCGAGUACACGAAAAAAGAGAAAAUUUCCCGGGCUAGAGAUAUAUUUUUUCAUAGUGGUGCAAAGGUUAUGCUUUACUCAGAGAGAGCACACUUCUUUCGACGCACGCGAAUUAAAGGUGUGCGUCACUUGAUUAUGUAUCAGCCACCAAAUUUUCCAAAUUUUUAUUCAGAGAUAAUAAAUCUAAUGCUUGAAUCCAGCCAAAAUCCCAGGGAUGGCUUGCAAGAUGCAAUGAGCGUUAAGAUACUCUAUACGAAAUAUGAUUUAUUAAGCUUAAGUAAUAUUGUGGGCAAUGAAAACGCUCUAAAAUUGAGCACAGCUGCCAAUAGUUCUUAUAUGUUUUCAAAUAGUUUAUAAGUUACAAAAUACGAAUUUUGUGUUAUUUAAAGACAUUAAAUUUGU
This is a messenger RNA of Drosophila busckii, 2174 nucleotides long. RefSeq names its product digestive organ expansion factor homolog. Lineage: Eukaryota; Metazoa; Arthropoda; Insecta; Diptera; Drosophilidae. The transcript has 3 exons. Gene Ontology annotation, cellular component: nucleolus; small-subunit processome. Gene Ontology annotation, biological process: maturation of SSU-rRNA from tricistronic rRNA transcript (SSU-rRNA, 5.8S rRNA, LSU-rRNA). Gene Ontology annotation, molecular function: U3 snoRNA binding; rRNA binding. The coding region runs from base 51 to 2129 and encodes 692 amino acids. The record is from RefSeq and is a predicted model, not a curated record.